This is a messenger RNA of Penicillium diatomitis, 1860 nucleotides long. RefSeq names its product DUF4048 domain-containing protein. Lineage: Eukaryota; Fungi; Ascomycota; Eurotiomycetes; Eurotiales; Aspergillaceae. Bases 1 to 1860 code for a protein of 619 amino acids. The transcript is spliced from 2 exons. The record is from RefSeq and is a predicted model, not a curated record.
AUGGAGCUUUCCCCGGGAACGGGUGACAACCUCACCCAGGGUUCUCAUCCGCAUGCGUCCCCGACUUCAACGGCGGUGGCCUCUGCGGGCACUGCCGAGGCGGUCGACUCGUCGUCGGGCUCCUUUGCCACGCAUCAGCAACCUUCUCCGUCACUUUCAAGGUCCGGCUCGCUUCUCCAACAGAAAGGGUCAUCGCUUCCGUCCCGCGCGCACGCCGCAGCGCGCCAUACCAAACGACUCACCCUCAACUUUCCCAUCAAUAUCCCACUCGAGCAGUCCCCGAUUGCCGCGCCUGAUUCGGCCGUUGCCUCGCCCGGCUCCAUGACUCCGUUGACACAAGCCUUCACCCGUCCGCCCCAGCCGCCCCAUCCCACGGGGACCCCCAUGCCAUUUGACGUCGAGGACGAUGGGUAUGACUUCCUGCGAGCGAUUGCCUCCCAGGAACGAAAGGUCCUGGAGCUGAGAGAGGAGCUACACCGCGCCGAGGAGGACCUGUCCGCGCUGAAGAAGCAAUGGGCACAGUCGGAGAAAACCAAGAAACAGACUCAGGUCACCCUUCAUGCCGAGCCUCUGUUGCCGUUCCGGUCUUCUGAGGCCGGCGUCUCUGAGACUCCCGCGGUCCACCGCCGUGACCAAAGUUUGAGCUCCGUCGCAAGCUCCUCCGUCUCGCAGGGGCGAGUCAGCCGGGAGCUGGACAGAAGAUCCAGCAUUCGGGCGACACCUCCUCAGGGAGGCACGACCAUCUCUGCGAAUGGGCGCCGGGUGUUCCGAGGCUCUCAUGCGCGGACACUGUCGUUGUUGUCACCAGUGACGGCCAACAGCCCGGCAGGUUUCGGGGCUCAGGCCACUGAGGGUGAACGCAUUGGACGUACCCCACGAUCAGCGACCUUGCCGUCCGUGGAGCGGGGCAACGUGUCCCAUAUCGGAAAUCCCAUGGACGACGGCCAGGUCCCUGAGCAUGUGAUGACCCAGUGGCGGAAAACAAUGCCCCCGCCCUCCAGAGAAGCCUUGGUGCGCACUGGCAAACAAAUGGCCUCCGACCUGCGGGAAGGACUGUGGACGUUCUUCGAGGACAUCCGUCAGGCCACGGUCGGCGAAGAAGGUAUCAAUGCGACAGAGUCGCGCACCAUGUCAACAUCAUCCGGCUCGUUGGCUCCCGAUGGCGCUCGCAAACGUAAUUCAUUAGCACAGUCGAGAAGUCGGGAACGCUUGUCUGCGAGCGGCGUAGCCUCCCGAUCUUCAUCCUCGUCAUCUCAACGCGGCAAGGGAACAGCGGCGGAGAAAGCUUCUGGUAAAGAUACCAAGUCGGCGGACAUAUCUACGUCUUUCUGGCAUGAAUUCGGGGUUGAUUUACCAGUGCAGACGCCCGCUCGGCCCAGCGCUCAUCGCAGUCCCUCUUCCAGCAACACUCAACCGAACGAGUCCGACAUCGCCGCCUUGAGCUCCCGCGACAAGAACCAAGCCAAAGAGCCCAUUCACCACUCUCGCAAUCCAGCCGAAACAGAUGACGACGGAGUAGACAACUGGGACAUGUGGGACACACCGUUGCCUGCGUCCAAGGCGAGACAUACUCCCUCGUCGAGUCGAUCAACGCUGGAAUCCUCCAAGAUCGACCAGUCCCCUUCGACACGGGACAGCAGUCCCCGCACGAGCGCUAGCUUUAGCGAGUGGAGCCACACAGUAGACGCUCCCGACCCCGGGGUUACCGAAGGUAUCCCCUGGCCCACAAUCUCCAAGUUGGCGCCCUCCAAACUUCAACGCACUGCCUCCAAUCUUAUGGCGGAGUGGGAACGAAGCCUGUCGCCAUCCCCGUCAUCAUCCCCGCACCGCAAAGACUCCAAGGAUGACAAGAAAGAUUGA